AUGGAUAUUGCGGGCAGAAUGGUUCAAUGGGCAAUUGAGCUCUCCGAAUUUGACCUGAAAUACGAAUCCCGGACGGCAAUAAAAGCCCAAUGCCUCACCGACUUCCUAGCAGAAUACGCUGGAGAUCAAGAGAAAAAGUCCACUACAUGGGAAUUAUAUGUAGAUAGGUCCUCCAACAAGGUUGGAAGCAGUGUAGGCAUAAUACUGGUCAGCGAAGGGGGAACGCAAAUAGAAGUCUCCCUCAAGUUCGAGUUCCUAGCUUCCAACAAUCAGGCAGAAUAUGAAGCCUUGAUUGCAGGGUUAAAGCUGGCAGUGGAAGUUGGCGCCACCAAAGUAAUGUGGAUAGAAGCAGAACCAUUGGCUACCAUCACCGCUCAGAGAAGUCAAAAGUUCCUCUACAAGAACAUUAUCACCAGAUAUGGAGUACCUCACUCCAUCACUACCGAUAAUGGCACUCAGUUCACCGAUUCAAUCUUAAAAAACCUGGUGGCCAGCAUGAAAAUCAAACAUCAGUUUACAUCGGUGGAACAUCCACAAGCAAAUGGACAAGCCGAGGCAGCAAACAAGGUCAUACUGGCAGGGUUGAAGAAAAGGUUGCAGGACGUAAAGGGAGCCUGUGCCGAGGAGCUCCCACAAGUACUUUGGGCUUAUCGGACCACACCUCAGUCUGCCACAGGGGAAACGUCCUUCCGACUUGCUUAUGGCAUAGAAGCCAUGAUACCAGUCGAAAUCAACGAGUAG
Molecule: messenger RNA, 741 nt
Organism: Arachis stenosperma
Lineage: Eukaryota; Viridiplantae; Streptophyta; Magnoliopsida; Fabales; Fabaceae
Exons: 2
Coding region: 1-741 (246 amino acids)
Biological process (GO): DNA integration
Molecular function (GO): RNA-DNA hybrid ribonuclease activity; nucleic acid binding
Source: RefSeq, a predicted model, not a curated record